This is a messenger RNA of Teleopsis dalmanni, 3120 nucleotides long. RefSeq names its product nibrin-like. The transcript is spliced from 3 exons. The record is from RefSeq and is a predicted model, not a curated record. Lineage: Eukaryota; Metazoa; Arthropoda; Insecta; Diptera; Diopsidae. Gene Ontology annotation, biological process: mitotic G2 DNA damage checkpoint signaling; double-strand break repair via homologous recombination. Gene Ontology annotation, cellular component: Mre11 complex. The coding region runs from base 1 to 3120 and encodes 1039 amino acids. Gene Ontology annotation, molecular function: protein binding; damaged DNA binding.
AUGUGGGUAAUUAAAAAACAGGAUACAGAUGAAACCUUCACUCUUAUUUCGGAGCACAAUAAUUAUACUGUGGGUCGAACAAGUGCAGAUUUGGUAUUGUCUCAUGAUAAUUCAAUAAGUCGUUCCCAUUCGAUUUUACGUAUUAUCGUUAUCGAUAUCGAUAAAGAGACACUAUCAAUAGAAGAUGUUGGAUCUAAAUACGGGACUUUUAUAAAUGAAAAUAUAGAAAAUGGUAUUAAACUCAACCAAGGAAAACAACAGGAAUUAUCAGAUGGGGAUCGUAUCAGAUUUGGCGUUUUUAAAAAUAUUUGGCAUGUCUCACAUGUACCCAUCAUUAGUGCAAUAUCUGGAUUGUCUUCAGGAGAUGCUAAAAUAAUGGAACAUUAUAUGUCUUUUUUUGGAGGAAAACUUGUAGAUAAAUGGGAUACGAAAUGUACUCACUUAACAAUGAAGGAAUUCAGAUUGACUGUGAAAGCAUUACACGCCUUAGUUGAACAGAGACCAAUCGUUACUCUUGACUACUGGCGAAAUUUUGUGGACGCUGCACGCCGUGGACGUAGUACACUCCCCCAACCCAAUGAAUACAAGCCUAUAAAUAGCAAUGAUUUGAUGGGACAUAAUCUAGAUUGCACAAUAACACCGGCUCGUAAAACUGUUUUCAGCGGUAUGACAUUUGUGUUUAUGAAUGCGAACCAGCUUGAAAUAUAUGGACCCAUUAUAAUUAAAGCCGGUGGAGCUACAAAAGCUCUAAAAUUUUGUGUGCCAAAAUCUUUUUUACUUAAAAGUAACGUAGUUGUUUUGCAAUAUGUGCCCUCUACCCCAUCGCAAGGUACGCAAACGAUUAAUGUCAUUGAGAACUAUUUAGAAACUAAUAAUCUACGUUUUAUACCUGAGUAUGAAAUUGGACUAGCAAUUCUACACUGUUCUAUAGAAAAAUUCUGCAAUCCUUGUUAUAAGGUUAUUAAUGGCCUAAUACCCUCAACAAGUUCCAUGGGUUUAUCUCCUAAUACAUGUCUUUUUAAAAAUACUGAAGCUACUCAGAGUAACGCUAGUGAACGUACUGAAUUAUUUCCACGGAGCAGUAAUACAGCUCAUUUGGAGACGCAGCAAGCCUAUAAACGUCCAAUCAUUGCAGUACUUACUGAUAAUGAUGAUAGUGAUGAUGAUCUGUUUAAUUUUGGUGGCGGGCCAUCAAAAAAAACAAGUUUACAAGAUAAAUAUAAAAGUUUAGAUGAAGAACUUUACGAUUUAUUUCAAUUAAAAAAAAGUAUGCAGACAAGUGAUAAAGUAACUGGCAAAAAAUCACCCAUUAAAAACGUAAUUUUCAAACCGAAACCAAAGCCUUUACCUAUUAUAACUACACGGAAAGAAAAAACUACAGUUGAAGGUUUUCAGCAAAAAUCAGGUGUGCAAAUAGAUAAUUCGCCACCACGGAGCAGUAAUACAGCUCAUUUGGAGACGCAGGAAGCCUAUAAACGUCCAAUCAUUGUAGUACUUACUGAUAAUGAUGAUAGUGAUGAUGACCUGUUUAAUUUUGGUGGCGGGCCAUCAAAAAAAACAUGUUUACAAGAUAAAGAUAAAAGUUUCGGUGAAGAACUUUACGAUGUACGAAAUAAACAACAACAACAGGAAUUAUGUCUACUUGAAACAGAAAAGAUCGGUGUGAAUGAUGAUGGCAAAUCCGGGAGCAAACAAAAUUCAAUAUUAGAUGAUGAAAGUAUGUCAAAGCGUAAACAGAACAAAAUUAUUCAAAUUGUUAUAAGUGACAGUGAUGACAGUAAUGAAGAAGAGAAUUUAUUUCAAUUAAAAAAAAGGAUGCAGACAAGUGAUAAAGUAACUGACAAAAAAUCUCCCAUUAAAAACAUAAUUUCCAAACCGAAACCAAAGCCUUUACCUAUUAUAACUACACGGAAAGAAAAAACUACAGUUGAAGGUUUUCAGCAAAAAUCAGGUGUGCAAAUAGAUAAUUCGCCACCACGGAGCAGUAAUACAGCUCAUUUGGAGACGCAGCAAGCCUAUAAACGUCCAAUCAUUGCAGUACUUACUGAUAAUGAUGAUAGUGAUGAUGAUCUGUUUAAUUUUGGUGGCGGGCCAUCAAAAAAAACAAGUUUACAAGAUAAAUAUAAAAGUUUAGAUGAAGAACUUUACGAUUUAUUUCAAUUAAAAAAAAGUAUGCAGACAAGUGAUAAAGUAACUGGCAAAAAAUCACCCAUUAAAAACGUAAUUUUCAAACCGAAACCAAAGCCUUUACCUAUUAUAACUACACGGAAAGAAAAAACUACAGUUGAAGGUUUUCAGCAAAAAUCAGGUGUGCAAAUAGAUAAUUCGCCACCACGGAGCAGUAAUACAGCUCAUUUGGAGACGCAGGAAGCCUAUAAACGUCCAAUCAUUGUAGUACUUACUGAUAAUGAUGAUAGUGAUGAUGACCUGUUUAAUUUUGGUGGCGGGCCAUCAAAAAAAACAAGUUUACAAGAUAAAUAUAAAAGUUUAGAUGAAGAACUUUACGAUUUAUUUCAAUUAAAAAAAAGUAUGCAGACAAGUGAUAAAGUAACUGGCAAAAAAUCACCCAUUAAAAACGUAAUUUUCAAACCGAAACCAAAGCCUUUACCUAUUAUAACUACACGGAAAGAAAAAACUACAGUUGAAGGUUUUCAGCAAAAAUCAGGUGUGCAAAUAGAUAAUUCGCCACCACGGAGCAGUAAUACAGCUCAUUUGGAGACGCAGCAAGCCUAUAAACGUCCAAUCAUUGCAGUACUUACUGAUAAUGAUGAUAGUGAUGAUAAAAGUUUAGAUGAAGAACUUUACGAUUUAUUUCAAUUAAAAAAAAGUAUGCAGACAAGUGAUAAAGUAACUGGCAAAAAAUCUCCCAUUAAAAACAUAAUUUUCAAACCGAAACCAAAGCCUUUACCUAUUAUAACUACACGGAAAGAAAAAACUACAGUUGAAGGUUUUCAGCAAAAAUCAGGUGUGCAAAUAGAUAAUUCGCCACCACGGAGCAGUAAUACAGCUCAUUUGGAGACGCAGCAAGCCUAUAAACGUCCAAUCAUUGCAGUACUUACUGAUAAUGAUGAUAGUGAUGAUGACCUGUUUAAUUAUAAAGAUAAAGAUAAAAUAACUUGA